Molecule: messenger RNA, 681 nt
Organism: Effrenium voratum
Lineage: Eukaryota; Dinophyceae; Suessiales; Symbiodiniaceae
Source: the annotation of a GenBank genome assembly
AUGAUCUUGACUCGAUCUCGGUCAAGGGCGCUGUCCAUCUUUCAGCGCCGACUCUUUGCGCUGCGUGCGGCCUUGGCAGCAGCUGCUCCGCAGCAGCGCAAAGAGGCCAUUGAGCUGCUCUCGCCGCAGCUGCGGCGUGAGUUGCUUUGGCUCAUGGAGACCGACGCGUCGGGAUCCAAAGCGGACAAGCAAGCCAUGCGCCGAUCAUGCAGCUUGGGAGUACCCAAGAUGCGGCUUCAGGCUGUGCGCGCCAGCUUGUGGACAAUGAGGACCUCGAGGGGCCACUACCAUGCUGCAAGGCUAACUCUGGGUGGUGUCGUGGUCGCAACACGAGCCACCAGAAGCCUCAAGGAGGCGGAGCGCAUGAGGCGUGGAGUGCAAAUCCUCGGUCAAGCAGCGGCUGGGGACACCAGGUGUGCCUUUGAAAGCCGCUUUCGUGAUGCAGUCGGAGCAGCCGGCGAUCUUGGAUUGACUUUCAGCUUGGUUCUGGAUCUGCGCCCAUGGGUUGGCAAGAAGGUUCAGUCGCCCACUGUCGACUGCGUGGAGGAAGCCUUGAGUUUGCGGCGCCGGCUCACGGAGGCCGCAGCAGCGGGAUGGCCAGCAUUGCGCCGCGAGUGGCUGUCUUGGAUGACAGCGGAGCGACGUCAGAGGUGGAAGUCCCGGAAGCGCACACAAGAUCAG